This is a messenger RNA of Propithecus coquereli (Coquerel's sifaka), 471 nucleotides long. It is a transcript of the gene TMIE, whose product is annotated as transmembrane inner ear. The record is from RefSeq and is a predicted model, not a curated record. The coding region runs from base 1 to 471 and encodes 156 amino acids. NCBI's taxonomy places the organism in Eukaryota, Metazoa, Chordata, Mammalia, Primates, Indriidae. The transcript has 5 exons.
AUGGCAGGGCAGCGGCGAGGCGCGGGGCCCCUCUGGGCACUGGGCGGCGCCGCGCUGGGGGUCUACCUCGCCGGGGUCGCCGGGCAGCUGGUGGAGCCCAGCACGGCCCCGCCCAAGCCCAAGCCGCCCCCGCUGACCAAGGAGACGGUGGUAUUCUGGGACAUGCGCCUGUGGCACGUGGUGGGCAUCUUUUCGCUCUUCGUGUUGUCCAUCAUCAUCACCCUGUGCUGUGUCUUCAACUGCCGUGUGCCACGGACCCGGAAGGAGAUCGAAGCCCGGUACCUGCAGCGAAAGGCAGCCAAGAUGUACACAGACAAGCUAGAGACUGUGCCACCCCUCAAUGAGCUCACAGAAAUCCCUGGAGAAGAAGGAAAGAAUAAAAAGAAGAAGAAGGACAGCGUGGACACAGUGGCCAUCAAGGUAGAAGAGGAUGAGAAGAAUGAGGCCAAGAAGAAGAAAGGAGAGAAAUGA